CCGUGUCGCUGUCGGCAAACAACACUGAAAACCAACCACGAAUCUGAACCGAACCGAACGAACGACACGCGAGACGCGAGCCGUGCAUUUUUCUUUUUAACGAUGCCUCGAAUAAAAUUUAGUUUAAUUUAAUUAAUCGGCGUGAAUAUUCGGCGAGCCUAACGGCGUCCAGGGUGGAUAACGGAGGAUUGAACAUGUUUAAUAAAUAAAUAUGUGAUAAUUGUACAUAGGGGAUAACGUGAAAGUGAUGUGAUUUCGAAUAGCAGCGUCCAGUGCGCGUAUAGUUUUGUAUUUUAGGUUAUAAAACCCCCAACGCUAGCCGACGGCGUUAUUUCGUCGGGAUCUUUUAUUCUCACACGAUUGUGAUAAACCAAGCUGUCGUUUUGUGCUCCUACUCGUGUCUACUUUUCUCUUUUCUUUUUUAUUUUACGUUUUUCUCGAUCAUCGACGUUUCUAACCAACUAUGAAUUAUACCGAUGAUAAUAAUACGCAGGGCUCUCUCCCACAAUUUUCCGAAAUCACGUCCCGGUCGAAUGUCGUAUCUAAUUCAACUUAUUCAAAUUCUCCUACUGCUGUUGCUGCCGAUGCUGAUCCUGGAAACUUGCAACGAACCCAGGCUUCCGUUUACACUAAUCCUUCUGCGGCACUCCAUUCAGGAAAACAGCAGUUACUUACUGCACAGAUUAAUCAGCCAGGAAAAUAUCCUGGAACAAUACUCGCAUGGCCAGAUCAUAAUACCCUGAUGCAACUCUGUGAGAAGCAGGGUAUGCAGGCGUUAAACAUUCCAAAUUAUACACAGAAUACUGCCACCAUUCUCAGCGUUCAGCCCAACAGUCUGCCGGUACGGAUAAUACCCAAUAUGUAUUUUCCUACCACGUCGGAAGCCGAGUCAGUCUCUUUAAAGCACGAAGAUGGUACGGAGGUGGAGAAUCCAAGCAUGGAGUCGCAGAUACAGCUGCAGCAACAGAGUUUGGCAAUGGCUGAGUACCUUCAAAAACUACAAGCGACGACGUUGCCGCUGACCUUGCAGCAGUUAAUAAAAUUACAGUCGGAACAAACGCAAAUCAAGAAAGAACAAUCAGAAGUACAAAAGAGUAUGGAACAGUCGCAAAAUAUAUUAAACAUUCCUAACGUUCCUGUUUUACGCAAUGGCCAAUUACAAAGCAACGGUAAUCCGUAUGUUGGCUCUGAGAAUAUGACUAUGAUAACAAUAAAUCCUCAGGACUUGAACGUCCACAUGGAGGGACAUGAUAAUGAUAACAGUAUGCAACCAAUAAAGGUUGAACAACAGAUACAAACCGAAUCGCCUAAGACUGAAAAGAAAAUGAAAUUCAGGGCUAAAACUGGUGAGAUUAAAGUCACCAUUGCCCUCGAUGGAUCCACUCUAUUUUGCUGUCCUGAGUGCAGCUUGGCUUUUCCUGAUAAAAGUGAUAUUGAACAACAUAUCCAAAAUCACAUACAGGAACGUAAAUACCAGUGCAAAGAAUGCGGAGCGAUGCUGAAACGGAAGGAACAUCUGGAUCAGCACAUGAGAGGUCACUCGGAUGAAAGACCGUUCAAAUGUCCGGUCUGUAUGAAAGCCUUUAAACGAAACGAACAUCGUACUAGGCACUACGUCAUUCAUUCGGGUGAUAAAAACUUUACGUGUAACGUGUGUCAUAAAGCAUUUUCAAGGAAGGAUCACUUGAAUAAACAUACACAAACUCAUUUGGGAGCUAAGCGAACUAAAUCGAAGAAGGAAUCGGGGUUCGUUGACUCCAAGGAAACGCUUGAAAAAAUAGCAAAUAUUACCCCCAAACAGGAAGGAAACUUUGUGCAAAAAGACAAUUCUAAUUUUAUAAAACAAGAUAACCAUUUUGUUCAACAUAUACAAAACCUGCAGAAAGAUCCAAACUUGAUACAAACGUUUUCCGCAUUUAAAGAACAGGCGUUAAAAGAGGGAGCUUUAAUACAGCAACUGGCUGUGAAUAUGAACGAAAUCUUGCCACAGAAUACGAGAUAUUUAAUGCCAUCAUAGUUUUAGGUAAUAUAAAAGAUGAAACAGCAGUAGUUUCUUUUUAGGAGCUAGGAAAUAAAAAAAAAAAAUGAAAAGAGGUGAUUAAUUGUAAUAUUGAAUUUCAAACAGCAAUAAUUUGCUAGCAAUAAUGUUAUUGCUCAGGUCGGCUAAUCCCGGGAUAAUCUUUGACUGAGGUGCGCGAGCAUAACUUGUUUUUAUUGGAUCUGGUUUGCGUCAUGAGCAGGUAAAUACUGUACUAUUAUAUUAUACAAACCUUGAGUUUGUAAUGAAUGCAAAUUUGAUCAAACCUGAUCCGACAGUGCAUAGUUUUAUUCUUCGAUAGAUCGCGUGCUUCCGUCACGUUAUUCCGACUUGACGGCUAACUCGCGAAUCAAGUGAGGUAAUCUUAAUAAUAUAUCAUAGCUGUUAAUAUCGACGGUUGAUGUGAAGAAUUGGAGUAACUAUGGACUGGCCAAUGUCCAUAGAUCACAAGACAGUGACCUAUAGUUGUUAGACUAGCUUUAAACAAGAUAAUUUGAAAGGAUCUAGUCUACAAUCACAAUAAUAAUUGAGUAAUGAUAAUUUUUAAUCGAUGAUUGAGCCAGUAAAGUUUUGAUCUGCUUUUAUUUAUAGGCAUUUUCGGGAUUUUUUUUAUUUUUUUUUUUUGUCCGAGGGAUCAGCUGAUAAUCGGUAACUCACUUAACUAUGUAAUUAAUAAUAUAUUUUAUUAUUUUUAAUAUUGUCAUAAAGUUAACAAAAAUUCGUAGUACCUUAUUGCAUACGUUGACGAGUGUUUUAUCGUUAUUUAAAUUCACCACGUCAGUGUCUGAUUAACUCAAUAGAUUGUACAAACAUGGUUAUGCCGUAGCUGGUCUUUUUUUUUUUUUUUUUUUGUUUUCUCCCACCCAUAAUGUAAUCGGACGAUGUUCCCACCAGUGAAUAAUUAUACAAAUAAUCAUAAUAACGAUAGUUAAUUUAUCUAAAUCUAGCGGUUUUCCUUGCGUCUUGAUAAUUUUAUGACGAUAUAACGUAUAAUGUACAUCUCAUAAUACUGCAUAAUGAUAGAGCCAAAGAUCUUACAUAUUGAUGUCAGUAUUUGACUGUAAUUUUUAUUGACUGUGAAUCGAUCGAUUCAAUUUUAAAAACUUUUUCGAGAUUGACUAGACUAUAUAAUUUUUUAAACCAUCAUUUAGACAGUGAUGAUGUAUUUUACGAUGUAGGUAUAAUACAUUUUACUCAACAAAACUCUUGUUAUAUGUAUAAUAUUGAUA
Messenger RNA from Neodiprion fabricii, 3267 nucleotides. Its product is annotated as zinc finger protein 880-like. Gene Ontology annotation, molecular function: RNA polymerase II cis-regulatory region sequence-specific DNA binding; DNA-binding transcription factor activity. The transcript is spliced from 4 exons. Gene Ontology annotation, biological process: regulation of transcription by RNA polymerase II. The record is from RefSeq and is a predicted model, not a curated record. The coding region runs from base 464 to 2017 and encodes 517 amino acids. NCBI's taxonomy places the organism in Eukaryota, Metazoa, Arthropoda, Insecta, Hymenoptera, Diprionidae.